AUGAUGCUACCCCAGUGGCCGCUGCUGCUCCUUCUCCCCUCCUUUCUCUUCGUCCUCACCAGGUGUUCAUUUUCUCCAACAAACAAGUUUUUGGACCUCAAGGAGUUUUGCUAUCGGAAUCAGGAUUGCAAGUCUGGGUGCUGCCGCCAGGCUCCAAAAACCUGCGAGGCGCACUGCACGGAGAAGGGGUCCGAGGGCAGCUUGUGUCAAGUGCAGGCAUACUUUGGCCAAUAUAGAGAGUGUCCCUGCCAGUGGAACCUGACUUGUGUGUAUCCUAAGAAAGAGAAAUGGCUUGGCAUCACCUAUGGCUUUUGUCAGAACGUUGCAUAG
Messenger RNA from Saimiri boliviensis boliviensis (Bolivian squirrel monkey), 330 nucleotides. RefSeq names its product colipase like 1 (gene CLPSL1). Gene Ontology annotation, cellular component: extracellular region. Gene Ontology annotation, molecular function: enzyme activator activity. NCBI's taxonomy places the organism in Eukaryota, Metazoa, Chordata, Mammalia, Primates, Cebidae. Gene Ontology annotation, biological process: digestion; lipid catabolic process; response to food. The record is from RefSeq and is a predicted model, not a curated record.